CUUUAAGCAGACGACAGACCAAAAACUGGAGUUUAAUACAAUAUUUUGAUAUCAAAUAUGUUAUUUUAAUGUAUUUUUAGGAAUAAGAAGAAUAAAAAUAUAAACAAACAACAUUUCUAACGUUGGAGGAUGUACUCCAGAUUUAAAACAGAAGUUUUACAAGACAGUAAUUCGGAGCCCACGAAGCCUGCCUCUCAGUUAACAUGUAAAGUUGUGAAACAGUUUAUCGAUGGGUUGAAGAAAAAGAAUGAGCCCAGUAAAGCAGCCCAAUGUUUAGGUCAAACAACUAAAGAUGACGUCAUGCGAUGGCUUGAUGAAAAUGACCUUGACCUUAUGCACCACGUGAUUUUACUGAACAAUCCUGAAGCAAUAGAAUAUCUGCUUUCUCAUGGCUAUUUCCAGGCUCCGUUUGAACCUAGGACAAAUCUUUACGCCCAUCUUGCAUGUUACCUCGGUUACAGAACUUGUCUGAACAUCAUUUUACAGUACCGUAAAGAUGAUAAUAGACCUAGCAAGAAAAUCACAUAUAAUCAAAACGGCAACGGAAUUACAGAGAGGCGUAGAGAGAUAUCACCUAUAGAUAUUGCAGCAGAAGCUGGUCAUCUUCCAUGUGUAAAACAGAUUUUGACACAAUGUGUGCUUCAAGAUCACGCAGAUUUCACCGAUUUCCCUUACGUUGCCUUAGCUUGUAUACCCCAGUCAGUUUUAUCUCUACAGCUAAUUCUCAAAAAAGACAAACCGAAAGCAGACGACAUUAAAAAGGCAAUAGAAGUAUCCCUGAUGAAAGCCAGUGCUCAAUGUCUCGAUCUUCUGCUACAGCAGAAGGUCAAAACAGAUGACAUGUUUGGAAAGAGAAACUUUUUUCACAUGUUGUAUACAUUCAGCCAGACGACGCAGUUUGGUACCGAGGGCUACAGACGACUACCGGAAGUUACUCAAGUACUAGUGAAACAUAAAUACAGUGUUAAAACAACAAAUCCUCCAAACACAUACCCAAUGUACAGCUUGAUAAAGAAUUCAGUCUGCGUGUAUGACUACGUCAACACGAGGCAUUACGUCAUGUGUCUUCGAAUUCUCAUCGAGGCUGGCGCAGAUCCAAAUUUUGAUGAAACCGAGGCUGAAAAGAAACUCAAUGCACGUGGUGUAAAAUCCGAACACGGUCGCAUGUCAUACAGCUCUGCAAUGCAUUGUUUAUUAGAAACAGUUGAAAUAUUUUCCGAAUAUUUAGAAUCAAAGGCCUUAGGAGUAAGGUUUGUUGUUCAGAUGGCAGAGGUGCUCAUCCAAAACAAGGCUCAACUUAAUUCAGUCGGAAGAAUCGGUGAUAAAACCAGUAACAGAUUUGGAACCGUUCUUCAUCAAUUCGCAAAAUGCUCUGUAAAACUCGGUGUAGACACAGAUAUAUUCAAAUAUCUCUUACGACAGGGAGCAGAUCCGAACGCUAAGGCUUCAAAUGGGAAAUACGUCAUUAACACUUUCCUUGAUAUACUGUUAUCAGAACUCAAAGAAUUCAGUUCACAUUCAACACCAGCGGACCACACGGAAAAUGUUCAGACUAUGCUCGGUUUGUCACUCUUCAUGACUCGUCAAUGUGUGAAAGAAACUCUUGACAUCCUGAACAAAGACUUUACGAAACCUCCACAUCAUAUGAAGAAGUACGUUCAAAUAGCACAAAAGGAGUUGUCCGAAAGAGCAAAAGAAGUCUGGCCUUUGAAACGCCUGUGUAGAGUGCUUAUUUGGGAUCUGUGUAAAAGAGACGCGUCUAUAGUGACCAAGCUCCCGACAGAUAUUGAAUCUAGAACAUACAUUUUACCGAGUAUAUGAAGAAUUCGUUACUUAGUGUGUCAGAAUCAUUUACAUUUUACAAACUGCAUUUGUCCGCAAACGAACAACAUGCAUUUUAAAAGCCAAAUUAUUGUUAAUUUAUUUAUUAAGAAUACAUAGAUAUGUACUUAA
Molecule: messenger RNA, 1953 nt
Organism: Ruditapes philippinarum (Manila clam)
Lineage: Eukaryota; Metazoa; Mollusca; Bivalvia; Venerida; Veneridae
Exons: 4
Coding region: 130-1821 (563 amino acids)
Molecular function (GO): protein binding
Source: RefSeq, a predicted model, not a curated record